This is a messenger RNA of Adelges cooleyi (spruce gall adelgid), 622 nucleotides long. RefSeq lists its product as uncharacterized. The record is from RefSeq and is a predicted model, not a curated record. Gene Ontology annotation, molecular function: ion channel inhibitor activity. The coding region runs from base 98 to 466 and encodes 122 amino acids. Gene Ontology annotation, cellular component: extracellular region. The transcript is spliced from 4 exons. Lineage: Eukaryota; Metazoa; Arthropoda; Insecta; Hemiptera; Adelgidae.
AUACCGUCGGUUAGACCACACUCAGAUAGCGUACGCAAGUCUCGAAAUCUAAGUGCGGCCAGCUUCUUAAAAACAGAUUGAUCAAAAUACUGGGAAAAUGAAACUGUACGUCGCAACGUUUGUGGUGCUCAACACCUUUCUCUUAUUGCUAAGCACUUUAUCAAUGGCAUCUCCAUUAGACAGCUACUCUGAAGAUGAAGUCAUUAUUACUGACGACGGCGGCACUAUGUACGUGGUGGAUGAUUACGCAGACAAGGAAAUGAGAAACGACGUGGAAUACAUUUAUCCUGCAUUGCAAAAGAGGAAAUCGUCGGUGUACAAAUACCGUAAGUCGUGCGUGCCAAGAGGCGGAAACUGUGACCAUAGACCCAAAAACUGUUGCGACAACGGUUCGUGUCGGUGCAACUUGUGGGGCGCCAACUGCAAGUGCCAACGGAUGGGAUUCUUCCAGAAAUGGGGAAAGUGAAGUAGAAAAUUGGCAAAGAACUUCAUCAACAGCUAUCAUCCAAGAGCCGAGGUGCAUCACACCACCCUUUUGAUUGAACACAAGUUUCCUUGUUCAUUGUUAAAAUGUAUUAAGUACUUUAUUCACCGUACAUUUUACGCAUAUUGUCCGAUUUGU